AGCAAAUAUUGUAAAGGAUUGGUUCGAAUAUUCAACAAAAGUGGUUUUUAAUCGGCGGUGAGAUAUAAAACUUUCUUGUGUGAUUUUUAGCGUUUCUGUAAAUGUUUACUGUUUAUUCUGCGAUAGGUUAUUUGGUUAUAGUGCGCUAAGCCAAACUCGGAUACAAUAACUUUCAUCAGUAACGUGAAGGAACUUACCGAAACGAAACCGACUCGUUACUUGAGGAAACAGAAAAUAAAUCAUAGAAACAUGCGAACAUCUUGAAGAUCUUAUUUCUCAAACGGCUAUAUGAUCCGGAUUUCAAAACGGACUAACUGAUUUUAACAGAAUUCGAAUCUCGAAACAGCAAAAGUGACUUUCUCAGCUGAAGAUCAGGUUGGGUGUAUGGUUAACUCGAGGUUCGAACCUCUCUCUGUCACGGUGGCGAUCGAAAACCUUCCCAUGAUGCAGCUGUGCGCGGGAUGUCAGGCGCCCAUAGUUGACCGCUACCUACUUCACGUGCUGGACCGCGCGUGGCACGUUCGUUGCGUGCAGUGCUCGGACUGCUCAUGUGCUCUGACGGACAAGUGUUUCUCGAGGGACGGAAAGCUCUACUGCAGAAAUGACUUCUUUAGGCGGUUUGGUACGAAAUGUGCAGGGUGCGGACAGGGUAUCUCCCCUAGCGACCUCGUGCGACGUGCAUGCGACAAGGUGUUCCACCUGAAAUGUUUCACGUGCAUGGUGUGCCGGAAGCAGCUCUCAACCGGGGAAGAGUUAUACAUUGUCGGGGAAAAUAAGUUCCUCUGCAAAGAGGAUUAUAUUCAACACAAACUUGAAGGAUCGGACGAUGAGGAAGACUGUAUGGACUUUGACAGUACCCUCGACAGUCAAGAUGGCGUCCUUGAGAAAAACUUGUUUGCAGACGACAAUUGUCACGUGAAAGCUGGUGACGUCACAGAAAUUAAUCAUAACGAGACUGUCAUAAAAUCAGAAAACUUACUCUGUCCCUCAAAUGGGUUGUUAUCAAACCAGAAACUAUCUGGAAACGCAUUGUCUCCGACAACUAUGGACAAUAGCUUAGUGUCUGACCAAUUAUCAAUAAAAAUGGAAGGUGGAAUGAACGGUCUAAGUGAAAAUCUACCCUCCUCACCGCAUAGCCCGGAUAUGAAUUUAAACUGCGGGACCACGUCAGGUCCCGCGAGCGACGAGAGUGUGGAUAUCAAUGACAACAUUUCCUGUAGUGACGCGAACGAACUCGAAGCCGACGGAAAUGACGCCAACGGGAACCAUUCGGGUCCCGGAAGUAAGCGCCGUGGUCCGCGGACCACCAUCAAGGCGAAACAGCUGGAGGUUCUCAAGGCGGCUUUCAACGCGACGCCAAAGCCGACACGUCACAUCCGGGAACAACUGGCGGCGGAGACUGGCCUCAACAUGCGGGUCAUACAGGUCUGGUUCCAAAACCGUCGGUCAAAGGAGCGGCGUAUGAAGCAGCUGAGCGCGCUGGGAGCCAGGCGACACUUUUUCCGGGGACCCCGGCGCCGUUCAAUGAGGGGAGAUAUGGAUGAAACCGAGAUGAUGGCACCAAACUUCGGCUACUUUAACGAAGGUGAUCCGGAGAUGUACGGGAAUUACCAGCCGUACCAGAACUUCUACCCUGGCCCCGGGCCGGAGAUGGGACCGGGCAAUAUGAACUACAUGGUGCCCAAUCCCCGAGCAACACCACCCCAUAUGGAUCCAGGGAUGAUGGGUUCGAGAGUGGGAAUGGUUGGAGACGGUCCCUACAUGCACGGUGACAUUUUACCCCCUGCUUCAUCACCCGAGGUUCUUCAAACCCUUCACCCAGACGACCAGUAUUUAACCAACGGACCCUGUCGACCAAUGGGAGUCCCUUUCUCGUCUGCACCGUCUUCAUCAUUAAUGUCAUUUCAAAUUCGACCGGAAAUGACGUCAGAAGUUUGGGGAUGAGAGAUAUCAAAAUCGUCAAAAAAUGGUCCAUAAAUGCACCGACAUGAUAUUUUGCUUUAUGACUAUCGACAUUUUAGCAGAAGGAGCAUUGCUUACAAAACACAACAUGUUGUUGUCAAAGCUGGUUGAAACAGCCGACAAAUAAACACCUUACCCUUCGAAAACCGUUACUGUGUUCCUGAUUUGUGUAGGAAGAAUUAACAACAGUGUGACGUAAAAAGCGACGAAAUCAAUAUAAUGAACAUUGUACGCACGUUUACGACAUGUCGUAAAGCAGACAAUGUCGUAAUAUUGUGUAAAUUGCUCACGACAGCGACAAAUUUGUCGGACAGAGUGCAUUUUCCAUUGACAACAGAUACUUGACUGUGUGAAACUGUUUGUGAUAUUUCUUGUUCAUUCUAAAAGCAGAAGUGUGCUAUUCUUUAACGACUUAUUUAUUGUUGACAUUAUUGUAAUGGACGUUCAUAUUGUUCUAAGUUGUGUGUAUACCUUUAUUUUCCAUGCUCGUAUAGGUGUUGUUUUCUAUGUCAGAAAGUAUUAAAUCCAAAUUGUGUUUAACAUAUAUUACACAUUAAAAAAUGGCAGAAAUGUGUUGAAUAGGUUUCACACAUAUAUAUUUUUCAUUUUAAACUGAACUUGGACCAUACGCAUAUGAAUAUUAAAGACGACUGAUAAGCCAUUUGGCUUUUUAUAUGUGGCCAAUUGUGAAGUGUAUGGAACAAAUCUGAUACGGUUGUUAUUUUGCUGUUUAACAUACCGUGCAUAAGUUUUGCAUUAUCAUUAAAUACAUGUUCUGUUGUUUGAUUGUGUAAUUGUUUAAUGUUAAAACCGUUAUACAGUAUAAGUGUGGGAUCCUGAUUUCAUUUCGUGUACACAUGAGGUUUAUUUUUAAGAGAUAUAUUAUUUAUGAGAAAUAAAACGUCAAAAUCCA
Mya arenaria is the source of this 2875-nucleotide messenger RNA. RefSeq names its product LIM/homeobox protein Lhx5-like. The record is from RefSeq and is a predicted model, not a curated record. Gene Ontology annotation, cellular component: nucleus. Gene Ontology annotation, biological process: neuron differentiation; regulation of transcription by RNA polymerase II. The transcript is spliced from 6 exons. NCBI's taxonomy places the organism in Eukaryota, Metazoa, Mollusca, Bivalvia, Myida, Myidae. The coding region runs from base 385 to 1944 and encodes 519 amino acids. Gene Ontology annotation, molecular function: RNA polymerase II transcription regulatory region sequence-specific DNA binding; DNA-binding transcription factor activity, RNA polymerase II-specific.